AGUCCCUUAGUCGAGCAGAAUGGAGACUAUAAACUGAACCACUUCUUUCGGUUUUCACAUGUGUGAGUGGAAAACUUCAAUGUUGUUUUCACGCUAAAGUUGACAAGAGGAAGAGAAUCUACAAGUUCUUAGGAUAAAAGGCUAACGAACGUUAUAAGGUGGGCAGAUUUCACGUAUUUUGGGCUUCUCUAUAGCUUGUCUUCGCCGCAUACAUUUUGUUUCCCUGACUUUCUCUUGUCAUUUUACCAACCAGUAUCCUUCGAGGAAAUUAUUCUCUAACACUGGCGGUUUGAAGAACGAAAUAACUUAAGUUCAUCAAACGCAGAAACAUUUUCAUAGUAAUACGACACGUUCAAACGUGAAUUCUUCAUUCCUUCUUUUAUUUCAACGUCGAAAUUGUCUCACUAAUCGUUGUAAGCGAGGUGCGCUUGUGGCGGUGGGUGUCUUCAUGUUUUACGUCACGAUCAGUGCUUAAACAUGUGCUUAAUCAGCAUGUUGAUGAUAUUUUUUCCAUUCUUUCCUAGUCUACUUAGCCAUAUUCCGCUUGUCGUACCCUAUAGUGUCACUACUUAGUUAAAAGGGAUUGUGACCGAUCAUCAGUGUGAUUAAUGCUCUUAAGUCUUGUGACAAACUGAUCAUGAUACAUGAAGAGUGACUUACAAUAAACGUCGUAAAGAUCCUGUUGUAUUCAAGUUAAAUUUGCAUCUUAAUUUCUCCAUGAAAUAUGUGUUUUAUGAGGCAUUUUUGAUUGAUGUAAGACAGACAUAACAUGAGCUUGUUGCAUAUGAUUAGUUGUGGUAAAUUCGAUAUGUUUACCACAGCUAGUACACGUAUAUGAAUACAUGUAUAUGUUGUAAUUUGAAAUAAUUUCAGGGCAAAAUGACAACAAUCAAGUUUAGAAUGUGUUUUUCUUUGCAUAAGAGAUACAGCAAUGUACUUGGAACAAAGGGGAACACAACGUAACCAUUUCAAAAUCACUUUUACGUAAAAUUUAUUGUUGCCUUGAACAUGCAGGCAUGUUCUUGUGUCAAUUUAGUUUUAUGGUCCUGUAUAAUACAGCCUUAAUUAAAUAUCUGAAAAAUAACCGUAUGCUGACCUCUUGUGCCAAAUUUAAUGAUGGAAUCCAAAAGUUAUUAUGAUCAGGGCUAUGAGGUUGUAAUUGAGAAACAACUGGAUCUUCAAUACUAUAUUGAUUAAUAGAAUAACUGUUAGCAAUAAUACAGGAGCAUGUGUUUAGACUGACUGAUGCGUAUGUUGCUCAUUAUAUUUAGCUGUAAUCAUUUGGUAGAUAUAAGUAAAAGCUCUGUUUUUUGAAAUGGUAUUAGACUAUAUUUUGCCAUGUUUCUGAGGAAAUGCAGAUGAAAUGAAGGAUGAUGCAGGUAUUCAGAUGAAUUUGUUAGAAGUGAUUGGUCAGCAAUAAAUGUUUUUUCUCAGUCACAGUGAAUUCUGUCUUUUAUUCCCUCAACUUUGUCUCCAAGUUCUUUCUCUCUCUGGCAAUUCCAUUUUCUUUAGAUAUAACAAUUUGUUACCUAUGAUUUAAAGAUGUUUUGGUACUCAUGGAAAAUGUUGUUUCUUCCUUUAGCACUUGUAAUUUGUGAGCUAUAAAAAGAUACUCCAAAAGUAAGGGGAUCUGCCAUAUUUUGAACCAGCUACUACCAUGGCAACCAACUCGGAAAGGCAGAUCGGUGAAACUCUCACGGACAGUUUUAUGAUGGAUCUCCUGACACCGGGGUAUCUACCCGACAUCUCGGCACUCCAGGUGCCAACAGCAUCGUACCAAGGUAGCUGGGUUUGCCAAAUUAAUGUAUCACUGCUUGUAGUAACGUAAAUCAACAGAAUUUCAGCUACUCUUUGUUUCUCAGUUAUUAUUUGUAGCAAAAUUGUUCACUGCUUGUUGCAAUUUCAACCAAGACAAUUUAUACCAUUCUUUGUUUCUCAAUAAACCAAUCUGGUUAUUCUAAGUGCUUACAUCCUCUACUAUUUGUAGCAAAAUUGUUCCUGGGAAAGUGGAAUUUAUGUUGAUUAAAAAUUAAACCCAAAUGCAAUUUUUAACUGAAAUCAAAGACUUAUAUGAUAACUGUAUCAAAGUUUAGGAAACUCAAAUUUAACUUUGCAUUUAGCUUCAUCAGUUUUGAUAGGAAUUAGUUAUUGAGAAGGUACAUAAACAGUAUAAGCACAAGCAGUUCAGUUUAUUUACACUCUCUAUUUUGAAACAAUUGUUAAAGAGGGUAUGGACAACAUUCCAGAAAAAGAUUGAUACUUCUAUGUUAUAAGUAAUGUAACUUUUGUUAUCAAACAUUUUUAUAGGACCUUAUAUGGAAAUUCUUGAACAACCUAAACAGGUAAACAUGGCAUUCUUAUCUUAACACGUGGACUCAACAAACUUAGGCUCCCAGUUAAAUUGAUCUUUGAUUUAGAGAGAUCAUUUGAUGGCUGUUUGAUAGAGUUGGCCUUACUUUUACCUUAAGACAUUUUAUGAACCUGAGGUAUGAUUAAAUCAUGAGAUUCCUCUUCUCAAUCAUGAGAGUUGUGACCACACUCUACCUACAGAUUGAAAUUGAUCAAUACCACUAGUCUUACAACCAGUGACAUUUUAGAACUUGUAACUGACCAAUCUCUUCUCACAAACUGGAUAAAAACCUUCAGCUGGUGAAGAAAAAGGAAACAAUAAAAUUCUUUACUUGACUCUGAAAUUGACUUUCACAAUAUUUUUAAAAACAAAGAUUUAGUGAUAGUUAUUAAAACAUAGUCCUUCUCACAUUUUCACACACUCAGAUGAUUACAUUAUUGUAUAUGUGACAGGAUUGACCAAUACCCUGCAUAACAUUUGUUUCUGCAGAGAGGUUUCCGUUUCCGUUAUCCAUGUGAGGGCCCAUCUCAUGGUGGUCUACCAGGGCAGUAUUCUGAGAAAGGCAAAAAGUCAUAUCCUUCUGUUCAGCUCUGUAACUACCAAGGGCCUGCACGAAUUGUGGUAUCAUUAGUGACAGUAGAUGAACCUCCUAUGCCUCAUGCACACAGUCUGAUUGGCAAGAACUCCACUAAUGGAGUGGUGACAGUACAGAUUGGCCCAGAACAAGGAAUGACAGCAACGUGAGUUGUUUAUGACUUUUAUAACAGUGUUGGGGAUCUAAUUAAUGGGCUAGAUUCUAGAUCAAGAGAUCUGAGUUGCAUCAUCGUAUUGUGUUCUUAGGCAAGUCACAUUAUUCUCACAGUGCUUCUCUAUGUGCAGGAGUAUAAAUGGGUACUGGUGAAUUGUCAGGGAAGUGGCAGCCUGAUGAAAUGCUGAAGGGUGACCUUGCAGAAGACUGGUUUCUAAUCUGGGGGAGAGAGAAGCAAUGCAAUCCAAGUUGCUUCAUGUUAUGGAAACUGGAAUAAGCUUCAACCACACUGUAGAUGAGGUCACUUGGCUUGAUUGCUGACUUGAUCUUUUUGGGUAAUGACCUUUGCCAUGAAGUUAACUGUGUCCAGGUCAUAAAAUUGUUGGGUAUUGAUUUCUUGUGAAAGGAGCCAAAGGAAUGUUGUGUGGAAAAAGUGACAUUCUUGUUGUUCAAAUAUUUACACCCAGAGCGGUACAAACUUGGUUUUAAUUUAGCAAGCUAAACCAUAAGUUAGCUUCAUUAUUUUGCUCAAUUUUUAGGUUUCCCAAUCUUGGUAUUGAACAUGUCACAAAGAAAAUGGUUGGUAAAGUGCUUAUGGAUCGAUAUAUCAAGAUGCAGACCCUUCACACAGCUACAUUAAAUGCCCUAACAUCAGGAGAUGGAAAAGUGUUUGGUGUGGCAGGUUUAGUAGACCAAGCAAUGGUAGAUGGUGACAGAAGCUCUUUUGAUAAACACUUGGCAGAAACUGUGGCAGGUGUGAUAGAAACAUUAUUAAUUCUGAUGAUAUUUUAUGUCUUGCACUCUGAAUGUGCCAGUAACGACUGUGUAAUUAAAAGCAUUACUAUGCUUGUUGUAUACCAACUUUAUUGUUGAUAUUGGAUGAGUCCUUUUUCUGAAAAAGCACAGCCAGUAAUCAGAUUAUGUAGAGUCAAUAGCUCAGUGGAAAGAUCUUGAAAUUUAAUCAUUUAAACAGAGAAGACCUUUAUUGAAUUAAAAACAGCUUGUUAUGAGUUGUCAGUAAAGAAAGUCUCCUGAUAUUUUAAUUUUUUAUUCUAUUAGAGGAGGAAUCACAAAAGGUUCGCGCCAUGGUGGAAGAACAAAAGCAGAGUAUGAACUUGAAUGCUGUCAGGCUGUGUUUUCAAGCAUUUCUUCCUGAUGAAACUGGUGCAUUUACAAAAGCUUUGCAUCCCUGCAUUUCCAAUGCAGUUUACGAUUCAAGUGAGAUAUAGUACUUUAGUUUAUUUGGUAAAGGCUCAGGGCUGGUUAUUAUGCAAAGUUUAGCUCUUAUUUAAGUCUGGAAGUUACAAUUGAUACAGUCAAAACAUUUGUUCAUUAAUGUGUAAUUUUCUAAAAAAUAAGAAAUUGUCUGUUGUUUGGUGUUUUAUCUAAUAGGCUAAACAUCAUUUUGAACAGGCAUUCCAGCCAUUGUAACAUCUGAACCUUAAACUCCUUAAAGUUAUUCUUAGUGUUUCACUCUAGCUGAUCUUGAUAAGUUUGUUUAUUCUUAACACCUGUUUGCCCUUAAUAUUUUGAAAUUCUUAGGACAACUUUUGUUUGAAUCAGCUGCAGAGGUUAUACAGUUAAUGCAAUUCACUUAUUUUUGCAGAGGCCCCAUCAGCCUCAAAUCUUAAGAUUUGCCGUAUGGAUCGCAACUCUGGAUGCGUCAAAGGAGGUGACGAGGUUUACUUACUGUGUGAUAAAGUACAAAAAGGUGGGUGUUGGAUCGUACUGUUUAUGGUUACACCUUAAUUUUGCAAGUGUGAAUUUCUAUCAAUACAAAAAUUUUAUUUUGCCACGAGGUCAACGUGACAUGAUCUUGCUCUGUCUUGCAGACGAUAUUGAGGUUAUAUUCUAUGAAACUGAAAUGGAGACUGGUAAAAAAACAUGGGAAGAUCGUGGAGUGUUUUCCCCUACAGAUGUUCACAGACAGGUGAUUUUAAAAUAGAAACUGUUGCUCUGUCAUGGUAGAGCCAGGAGCUUCAUUUUUGUGUGUCAGGAAAUCAAACUUCUUCCUUAACAUGUACUGGUAAACAAAAUAUUGGGUGAAAUCUAGUAACCUAGUAGCAUGGAUUCCCUAGAGUGAAGGUUGAUUUCAUUUUUGACUUGCACGUUGUUUUCUUAUUAUUCCUGGUUCCAGGUUGCCAUUGUUUUCAAAACUCCUGCUUACUGGAAUGUGGCUAUCGAACAACCUGUCAAGGUACAACUUGAGCUACGGCGGAAGUCUGAUCAGGAGACAAGUGACCCAGUGGAGUUCACAUAUCAACCACAAAUGUUUGGUAUGUCAUUAAGUUAUUUAUAAUCAGAUUCAGGUUAUUCAAUGGAGGAUACCCAUCCGGGUAUUCUGGUGAACACAUAUUUGGAAAAAUACUGUUCAAAGCAUCAUGACCUGCACCAUUAGAUUUUUAUUCAAAAGGAAAAUUGGGACAAAACACUGAUUGGUUUUGUGGAAUCUUCAUUUAAGCUGAAUACAAGCUUCUUGUUAUAAUGUAUAGGGAUUUUACUUCCCAUAUUGUCAUUAAUUUUUGAACUUGAUACUGUAAAUUUAGGUCACUUUAGCAAUUCUUACAUGGAACUUUGCACACUUUUAGCUGCUGUCCUCACAAGCUGUUAGAGACUAUCUUAGUUCCAUCCUAAUUUCCUGAGCAAUCCUGGCCUGGCUACACCAACCAAUAGUGUUUAAGAGAAGUUGUAAUUGCAAAAUGUUUUAAUAAGUGAUAUUUAUUUCAUUUUCUCAUCAGACAAAGAGCAAAUUGGAGCCAAAAGGCGAAAGAAGAUCCCACACUUCUCUGACUACCUUGGUGGUGGUGGUGGUGGAGGAGGUCCUGGCAUGGGUGGGGCAGGGGGAGGAGGUGGUGGCUUCAAUUUUGGUGCCUUUAGCUUCCUAGCACCAACCAUAGGCUUUUUACCAAAUUAUUCAAACUCAGGAACUUCUCAGUCAGGCAAUCAAGGUGAACAAUUCACUUAUUGUUGUUUAUUGUCAUGUUUAAUGGUAACCAAUAGAUCUCAUAGUGCCUAGUAUUUGUUUAGUUACAUAUCACAGGAGUCAAAGUUUGUUUGGUGGGGAGACAUGAAAGUUUUUGAUGUUCUUGUUGUGUUAUGAUUUUGCCUGUGAUCUGUAAUGGGACAAACACAUAGUGCAUGGGUAUCUAAAUUGUUUUAGACAAUGGUCAGAAAAGUGAAGUUAUGACAAUUUUGAUUUGUGGCAAUUGACUGCUUCAAAUUUUGUUCAAGGGUACAUGCGUGUAUUUUUUUAAAAAAAUCAUAAGAAUGAAAGUAUUCAGUGGUUCAAAUGUUAUUGUGCAGUGUAAUUAUGGAUGAUAAGUCAUUUCAAAACAGUUCCUUCCAUAACAUGGCCAUUGAAUUUAACAAUUCGUACAUUUUUUAAUGUAACUUUUGUAGGAGGUGGGAGCUCAUCACAGCAGGGGCAGUCACAUUCUUCUGGACAGACACAUGCAUCUGGACAGCCACAAGAAGCAGGUGAGCUUGACUGUGUUUUUUGUUCGAUAACUUAGUGGUUGGUGCAUAUAUGUGUUUAUCUUAGUCGUGAAAUGAAGCUGAAAAUGCAUUGUAUGACAUGAAGAAAACUUUAAGGAUGAUAUUUCAAUCAGUAUUGAAAUGUGCUAUACUAUCAUUGUUCAAAGAGAGAUGUUUGUCUUUGUAACAAGUGCAUGACACUGAAAAAAAAUCUUGUACAAAAAAAGUCCUAAGCAGAAAAAGUACAAAAAAUGGAACCCUGGAUCUAAUGACACAUUUGAACCAAAAUGACUAUAUGGCUUACAUAUAGCUCACCAGAGGUCUCUCUAGCUUAGUUGUAGAGGAUGUGAGCAACAGCUCUGAAGGUUUGAGGUUACAUUCCCCCAGAGGUACUCAGAUUUUUGACAAAAUGAAUGACACCUUUCUUUAUUUGACUGAUGAGCAAACUUUUAACACAUGUAACCCGUUUGUUAUUUUAACUUCCUGCUGUUGUCUUACUACAGAUCUCAGUGAAUUAGCAUGGAAUCUUGCCGAGAAAUCAUCAGCUGCCAUGCGUGAUUAUGCUGCUACUGGUGACGUACGGUAUUUACUUGCUGUUCAGAGGCAUUUAACAGCUGUGCAAGAUGACAAUGGGGACACGUAAGUACAAUCACUUGUCAAAAGGCUCUGGGAAAUAGUGACAGUAAGUUCUGAGCAUCAUCAGUUCAUUUCAAGCUUCUAAACUGAAACUUGGCUUUUUUGUCCUCCUGUUACAGAGCUCUUCACCUUGCUGUUUUGAACGCUCGGCAAGAAAUAGUCCAGGGUCUGUUAGAUAUCAUGGCUAGCCUGCCAGAGUCAUUUGUCAGUGAAUACAAUUUCCUGAGACAAGUGAGUCAUUGUUUCAUCCUGAAGCUCUUAAUCUUUUGAAUCAUCUAUCUCCAGCCUAGUAGUCUUUCCAACUGACAUCAUUUUAGAGUUAUGGAGAACAACUUGGUCUCACAACCCUAUCAGGGGAUGAUAUAAGAAUAUUCUUGUUGUCCAUGACUACUGCAAAUAUCCUCCUUUUGAGCUCCAUGGUUAGAUAUGAUGCCCUUAUCUUUCCAUACCAGUGCGUUGCACUCACCAGUGUCUUUCCUCUCCUUUGUUACGUCCUUCUCGAAGAAUUGUUUUAAUUGCUGUAAGCUUUAUUUUCUAGGUUGCAUGAAGUGACCUUUCUGAGAUCUCUGCUCGUUCUUUCUCCACAGACACCUCUUCAUCUCGCCGCUAUCACAAAGCAACCUCGCAUGCUGGAAUGUCUGUUAAGAGCCAGAGCAAAUGCUAGAUCACGUGACCGUCAUGGAAACACUGCUGUGCACAUUGCAUGCAUGCACGGAGAUGCUAUGUGUCUGAAAGCAAUGUUGAACUUCAAUGUGACAAAAACUGUUCUUAACUGGCAGAAUUACCAAGGUGAGAAUUGAACAAUAAAAUCAUGCGCACCUGAGGAUUAUUGCAAGACGUUGGGAGAAGCAGCUCCUUAAUGUUGGUUCUGUUUUGAAUACCCGAUUUGCAUCCUCUUUGUUGAAUGAGAUAAUCCCCAGAACCAGAGUAGGUUAGUAUGGGAUUACAUUUAAGUUACUAAUGAGUAAAUCUGUUUACAGGACUAACGCCAGUGCAUCUGGCAGUGCUAGCGGGCAGUAAAGAUGUCCUUAAACUGCUGAAUUCCGCGGGAGCCAACAUGAGCGCUCAGGUAUUUUAUUACUUUCAACAUUCUUGUGUUAACCCUUUACACCCGAGCAUUAGUAUGAAUAUUCUCCAGACUGUUCUGUAUAGAUUUCCAAAGGUGCUAACAAGGAGAAUUUGUUUAAAAAUCAAGAGCUUCUUUAGUUGGUGAUCAUUCCUGUGAUUCUCGUGACCUUAAUGUUUCAUUGAGGGGGGGGGGGAUUUUCUAAGGAGAAAUUAGAUGCUAAUCACUCUCAGAGGUUAAAGGGUUGAACAACUUAUUUCCAAAAUCAAGCACAAGAAAAUUUCAGAUGAAAUCGAGAGUUAAUAAUAUUUGUUGUUCAGGGAUUUCAAUCUUUGUGAGAAAGGUGACAUCUGUCUUUUAGUCGGUGAAAAGGGCAAGUUUUUUGUUUGUGAACAUAAGUAGUUAUCCAUUCUGAUCUUAGUGAUAAUAUGUUUUGUCGUUGUUUAGGAUGGCACUAGUGGUAAGACACCACUUCAUCAUGCAGUUGAACAGGACAAUCUGGCCGUCGCUGGAUUUCUCAUUCUUGAGGUAAACUAUUAAAUAGACUUUGUUCCACAAGAAGUGAGCCACAAUGUACGGGAAGGGCACAGUCACGAGUACAUGGUCCAAAGCUUCUUAAAGCUUUUUCAAUCGAAUGUGGAAAAACAUCCAGGAUCUGCGGUGAACAUGUUAGUUUCACUUCAAGUAAUUUAGUGUUAACAACUGGGUUGAAAACGUAAAUUGGCCACCGUAAAGAGUAGAAAAGCUGGCGUUUCGAGCGUCAGCCCUUCGUCAGAGCGAUGGCGAAGGGCUAACGCUCGAAACGUCAGCUUUUUUACUCUUUUUACGGUGGUCAAUUUACGUUUUCAACUCAGUUGUUAACGCUAAAUUACCGGCUAUACUCCCUCACCGACGCAGCACCACAGUUUCUUUAGAAACUUACCCCCUUUAUUAGUUUCACUUCACUGCGCUCUCUGAUUGGUCUCAAAAAUUUUCCCCACCCUUUCAGUCAAUCAGAUACAAAGGAAAAGCCCGUCACGACGUCCUCACUCUUCAGGUCGUGGAAAUCUAUUUACUAUGACUCUGAUUGGUUUUUUUUUUUUAAGAAAAUUACCUUUUUGAUUGACUUUGGUUUCGGUUUUUACGUCAUUGAGCCUAGUUUUCCCUACAUGAGGCUUUUGACUCCUUUUGUUUACCAUAUACACUUUUGGUGGUAUGGAUUGUUAUAGAUGUUUAUUGAAUUAAUUUAUAAAUAAAUGUCUUAUCUUCUCACUAGGCGAACUGUGAUGUGGACGCAAUCACUCUCGAUGGAAACACACCACUGCACGUUGCUGCAGCCAGUGGGCUCAAGGGCCAGACCGCGCUUUUAGUUGCGGCAGGGGCCGAUACAACAGUACAGAACAGCGAUGAUGAAAUACCUUUUGACUUGGCAAAUGUAGCUGAGGUAAGUUUCUCAGGAAGCGGCUCACUUCGCCCAAUCGCACUUUCGCCCCGAGUCUUACCUUUGUUUUGCUUUUUCACGGAGUGCCGUAAAGUUGAAGAAAUACUGACCCUUGCAAGAAGUAAGAAAGUUUCUGUCUUGUCAGCGAAUCCUAAAAGGAGGAGGCUCCUAUAAGACAUAAGAAAUUAGCAAAGAAAAGAGCUCUAAUUAGGCUUCGGAGGGCAAGUGACACUCAUUAUCAAUCAGAAGUAAAUAAAGAGGAAUAAACAGCCGUAGCAAAAUUUGAAAGGCCGACAUGUUAUUCAUUAGCUCCUCGUAGGAGUGUAAGGAAAGUUAAACGCUUCAACAAAGGGCUAGCGCUCGAAAAAGUCGCCGCUUUUCAAAAUUCGCCGUGGAGCUUCACUUACCUGCCCUUCCUACUGAUGCCGAGCUCACAUGAAUGCCUGAACGUUUUGUGUCCUUCUAGGUUCAGGAAAUCCUGGAUGAAGAUGAAAUACUUAGUACGGAUCCUUCCCAAGACGAUGGUGAGUUUUUUUUCUUUAAAUCUUGCAUUGGUUAAAAUGCAGACGAAGAUACACGAGAAAGUUUUCUGUUGCAGCGCUGACACAGUGCAGACGCGUUGUAGACGCAAGGUGGAGGCAUUGCAAAGGCAGAUUUUCCUCGACAAGUCCCCGCCUUGUCUAAAAAUUACGCACCUUAAUGGUGAGGUCAUCUAAUAAAACUCUUUUUCCUUUCUUCUAGAUUUAGCAAGUGGAUUAACUGGCCUUGCGCUUGGUCAAGGUAAGAUUUUAUGGUACAUUCUGAAAACAUCAGGUUUUGCGACUUUCAUGUAUAGUGGAAAUGCUGUGAUCAAGAAAUUUUUCUUAAUUUCUCUAUGUUUGUUUAUUUGAGGGUUACGGGCAAAGUGAGCCAAUUCAGAGUUAAUGUUUACAAUUUGCCCCACAAACAUCUAAUUUUGAAUGUUUAACCCUUCACUAGGUGAUAUGGAUAAACUGGAUCCUUACGUCAGAAGAAAAAUAGCCCAAAAAUUGGAUCCCACUACUGGAGGUGGGGCGAACUGGCGUGAAUUGGGAAGGAGACUGGGACUAGGGACAUUGGAGAAUGCGUUCGCAAUUCACUCAAGUCCAACAACACAGGUGUUGGCUCAAUACGAGGUGAGCAUACGAUUAGGGAAGAGAGGCUUUUUUCAGAAUAAGAGAACUUCAAUUGUUACUUCACGAGAGCUUACACAGAGUCUUGAAAAAGGAAGGAAAUUUGCAAACUGAUUUUCAAGUCCUGGAAAAACUAUGGAAAUAAAGAUUAAAUCUGAAAAGAAAGUGAGAUGGAGUUUUGGCGGCUUGAGAUAGUUCUUGAUUUAUCGGUGGGAUCGAAGAUGAUUGAUUUUUUUUUCACCUCUUAGGCUGCUGAUGGCAACAUCAAGACUUUACGGCAAGUUCUUUAUGACAUGCGUAGAGGAGAUGUACUUGAGAUACUCGAUGGGCGGCAAGACUCAGGGUUUGAUUCCGGUCUCGGUUCCCAGUCCUUAUCGGCGAGUAGAUCGGAAGGUAAGAUUCGCUUUGUUUCUUCUUGUGUAAUUAGUUCAUCGUUCGGCCAUCCGACAGUCAAUCGGUUUAGUCGAUCGCAUUUAGUCAGUCAGUUGGUUUCAGCGGGUCAAACUAUCAAUCAGCCAGCCAAACUAUCAGCAGACAGUGAGUCAGACAGGUGCUCAUCCUGUGAGUCAGACAGGUGCUCAUCCUGUGAGUCAGGGGGGGAGUGGUGAUUCAUUUGGUCGCUUGAUCCAGCGCGUCAGUUGGUCAUACAAUCAUCCAUCUGGAAAUUUAGGCUGCCAAUCAGUUAGGGGAAAAUUACCGGUGUAUUCCUUUUGUUCCUUGUUUAGCUUUUCUUCAAAAUAAUAAAUCCCUUUUUUUACUUUUUUUCAGAAUUAUUUUCGUACGAUGAGGGUUUUUCGAAAGGAUCCUCUAAUUCCUCGUUAAAGAAAGGAGUAACGAGUCUUGACUCCACGCGAAAGGCUGGGAAUGUACAACCCAUCAGGAGACACCAAGAUGUGUGUUAACUCGACAAACUGUGUAAAAAAAUACACCUAGACUAGAGGCUUAUUUAGGCUUGUGCACUUGCGGUACUUAACAGUUUCACCGAAAAAGACGAAAGACUAGGAUUGUGAUGUCAAGACAGCGUAACAGAUGUAGAUCUAGUAUUAUUUUGCAUUGCGUGACUUAGGGUCAAUAUUUCUCGGUGCGUCGGAGUACAACUGUCAAUCGUAUGACAUUCACACCCUCUUAUGGAAGGGUUGAUCGAAUUAUUAUAAGCUUCCCAUUGCAAGAAUUUUCCGUCUGGCGGAACUUGAAGGUAAUAGGUUUGAAUGUAAUAUUGUGUCAUUUAGUAAUAGUGCUGAAUUCAUAGUGUAUUCCAGAUGAGUCGUGUUAUUAAAAUAUACCAUUUAUAUUCUAUUUUUCCUUACGCAAUCGGUGUUAUUUCUGCAAUAGUUGGUUAGGUUUCGGAGAAGUUAUAACUUUGGGGUUUUAAAAGCCAACAUAACCAUGUCUAAUAUGAACUAGGUAUCAUUUUAGCUAAUAUUUACUCAUUUGUCACUAAAUUGUAGUCACUGUUUCGUUUUGCAAUCACAUUUUCUCACAGGUGGGUUAUUUGAGAUUGUGAGGGAAGCGAAGAGGCUGAUAACUAGGCUUUGAUAGCGUAGGAGACUGGGUCAUGGUUUUCCUUUUUGCGUCAUAUUAUCUUGACGACUGUAGCACCCUGUUCUGGGAGUAAAUGGCCUCAAUUCUUGCAGUUGUAAAUUACUACAAUUAUUAAGCUUCUGUUAAAAUCUUUAUUUACGAAAUUCAAUAAAACACAUUAAGAAAUCU
Messenger RNA from Pocillopora meandrina, 12555 nucleotides. The record is from the annotation of a GenBank genome assembly. NCBI's taxonomy places the organism in Eukaryota, Metazoa, Cnidaria, Anthozoa, Scleractinia, Pocilloporidae.